Miscanthus lutarioriparius is the source of this 1431-nucleotide messenger RNA. The record is from the annotation of a GenBank genome assembly. NCBI's taxonomy places the organism in Eukaryota, Viridiplantae, Streptophyta, Magnoliopsida, Poales, Poaceae.
AUGGACGCCGCGGCGCUGGAGUCGCUCAUCCUGGACCUGCACGCCAUCGAGGCCGUGAAGCUGGGCUCCUUCGUGCUCAAGUCCGGCAUCACCUCGCCCAUCUACCUGGACCUCCGCGCGCUCGUCUCCCACCCGCGUCUGCUCUCCGCCGUCGCCUCGCUCCUCCACGCGCUCCCCGCCACGCGCCCCUACGGCCUCGUCUGCGGCGUCCCCUACACCGCGCUCCCCAUCGCCGCCGUCCUCUCCGUCGACCGCUCCAUCCCCAUGCUCAUGCGCCGCAAGGAGGUCAAGGCCCACGGCACCGCCAAGUCCAUCGAGGGCUCCUUCCGCCCCGGGGACACCGUCCUCAUCAUCGAGGACCUCGUCACCAGCGGCGCCUCCGUGCUCGAGACCGCUGCCCCGCUCCGCGCCGAGGGGCUCGUCGUCGCCGACGCCGUCGUCGUCGUCGACCGCGAGCAGGGCGGCAGGGAGAACCUCGCCACUAAUGGGAUCACGCUCCACUCGCUCAUGACCCUCACCGAGGUGCUCGCCGUGCUGCUCAAGCACGGGAAGGUGACCGAGGAGAAGGCGCAGGAGGUGAGGCAGUUCCUGGACGCGAACCGGAAGGUGGCGGUGCCGGGGGCUGCGCCUGUUAAACCCAGGGUGCUCAGGAAGCCAUAUUCGGAGAGGGCGAAACUGGCCGCCAACCCUAUGGGGAAGAAGCUCUUCGAGCUGAUGGAGGCCAAGCAGACCAACCUGUGUGUCGCUGCUGAUGUUGGGACAGCGAAGGAACUCCUUGAGCUGGCUGACAAGGUCGGCCCUCAAAUUUGUAUGUUGAAAACCCAUGUGGAUAUAUUAUCUGAUUUUACACCAGAUUUUGGCUCUAAGCUCCGCUCGAUUGCUGAGAAACACAACUUCAUGAUCUUCGAGGACCGCAAGUUUGCUGACAUUGGAAAUACAGUGACCAUGCAAUAUGAAGGAGGAAUAUUCCGCAUAUUGGACUGGGCCGAUAUUGUUAAUGCGCAUAUAGUACCUGGACCUGGAAUCGUAGAUGGCUUGAAGCUGAAGGGUUUGCCUAAAGGAAGAGGGCUACUUCUGCUCGCUGAGAUGAGCUCUGCUGGCAACCUUGCUCAUGGAGAUUACACUGCUGCUGCUGUAAAGAUUGCUGAGCAACAUUCUGACUUUGUGAUGGGAUUUAUCUCAGUAAAUCCUGCAUCUUGGUCAGUAACACCAUCAAGCCCGGCAUUUAUCCAUGCCACACCAGGAGUUCAGAUGGUCGCUGGAGGAGAUGAUCUUGGGCAACAAUACAACACUCCUGAGUCUGUGAUAAACUACAGGGGCAGUGACAUAAUUAUAGUUGGACGUGGGAUUAUAAAGGCUAGCGAUCCAAUGAAGACGGCAUGGGAGUACCGCUUGCAAGGGUGGCAGGCAUACAAGAACAGCUUGCUAUGA